This is a messenger RNA of Pochonia chlamydosporia 170, 1092 nucleotides long. RefSeq names its product 4-hydroxyphenylpyruvate dioxygenase. The record is from RefSeq and is a predicted model, not a curated record. Bases 1 to 1092 code for a protein of 363 amino acids. Lineage: Eukaryota; Fungi; Ascomycota; Sordariomycetes; Hypocreales; Clavicipitaceae. The transcript has a single exon.
AUGGGUAGCAUCGCGAACAAACAUGAGCUGGACAAAAGUCCCAAGCGCUUCCUGCCCUCUAUAGCAACCAUGUCCAUGGGCUCGCCGGCCCACGCGCUGGAUACGAAGCUCAAGGCCGCUGCGUCCAAGGGCUUUCUCGGCAUAGAACUCUACUGGGAUGACUUGCACGCGUACUCUUUCCUGUUGGGGAAUCAGGUCUCCGAUGCAGGAGAAACGGCGGCGUCGAGACGACGGGCCCUGCUCUGCGCGGCUUCUGAAGUCGCAAAGUUGGCGGAGACGCUUGGCCUGCGGAUUAUUUCGCUGCAGCCGUUCCGGAACUUUGACGGCCUGCGGAAUAGGGAGGUUCGGAGGCAGCGCGUGGAUGAAUUUAAGCUCUGGUUGGCGGUGGCGAGGGAACUUGGCACGGAUACGAUUGGCGUGCCGAGCACGUUGCCUACUGUUCGGGGGGAAGAUUACACGGGUGAUGUUGAAGCUGCGGCGGAGGACUUGAGGCAGUUGUGUAGGCUUGCGAAGGAGGAGGGCAUACGGGUUGCGUAUGAGAAUUUGUGUUUUGCGGCAUAUGUUCAGGACUGGGAGGAGGCGUGGGAGCGGAUCAGGCUGGCUGGUGAGGUUGGGAACUUGGUCUUCCUGCCGGAUACGUUUAAUCUCUGUGGAAGGAGGUACAUGGAUCCCGAAGAAGAAAGUGGACGAGCGGCACAUGCGUCUGCGAACCUGCAGGCUUCGUUGGAGAGGCUUGUGGAUGUGGUGCCCAUGUCGAAGAUGCCGAUACUGCAGGUCGCUGAUGCGGAGAGGCUGGAGGUACCGCUUACCGAGGACCAUCCGUGGCGGAAGGAGAGCGGGUUGGUGCCGCUGAUGGCACUCAGUCGGAAUGCCAGGUUGUUCCCCUUUGAGAAACGGGGAUACCUGCCGAUUUUGCACGUUAUUCAGAUCCUCGCGGAGGCUGGCUGGGAAGGUUGGGUCAGCAUGGAGGUGUUUACGAGGACGGCGGCGGUGCCUGGAGAGAGGACGAUUUGGGAGCAUGCGGAUAGGGCGUGGAGGAGCUGGCAGAAGUUGGCGGAUUCUAUGGGCUGGGCUGUUCGGCCGGAGAUGUAG